AUGUCUCCAUUACACUCCCAGUCUUCUCUCGAGAGCAUCGAGGAGACCUCGCAACCAAUGGAGGCAAUAAGAACCAACCAGGGUUCUAAAUCACAAAAAGGCGCAGAGACAACAAAUGAACUCCACCUCGUACAGAGUCAUCUAUCACACCAUGAUAUGCCCGUGGCCACUGAGUUCCGCGAGGUGGACGCCGAGCAAUACUUGCGCUUCUCACCACCACGUAAAGCACUCAUUGUCUUUGUGCUAUCCUUCUGCUCAUUUCUGGCUCCCAUCUCUUCAACCUCGAUCCUUUCUGGUAUUCCAGAAGUGGCAAAGACCUAUAAUACUACGGGUAGCGUCAUCAAUGCUAGCAAUGCGUUGUACUUGGCAUUUAUGGGAAUCUCUGCUCCAUUCUGGGGUCCUUUCAGUCAGGUGUGGGGACGUCGUCCAAUCUUCCUUGUCAGCGCUUUCCUUUUCUUCGCGUUUAGUAUUGGCACGGCCUUGGCGCCAAAUCUACCGGCCUACUAUAUCUUUCGAGUUUUGACAGCCUUCCAAGGAACAUCGUUCCUGGUGGUAGGAAGUUCUGCCCUUGGUGAUAUCUAUGAACCCCGGGCUCGUGCUACAGCUUUGGGGUGGUUCUUGUCCGGCACUCUCAUCGGCCCAGCUUUUGGUCCUUUUAUCGGCGGUGUCAUCGUCACAUUUUGCUCCUGGCGGGUAGUCUUCUGGCUUCAGGCUGCCCUCGGUGGCUGCGGCACACUACUCGUCUUCUUUUUCUUCCCCGAGACAUACCCCCAUCUCAACAAGUCUGACCUGACCUCCAAAACCCCGGCUCAGAAGGCCAAGUACCUAUGCCACAAAGUGAACCCUCUACGGGUUGGCAUACUCCUCUUCUCAUACCCGAAUCUCUUCUUCGCAGGCCUCGCUGCAGGGGCACUGGUCUGGAAUCAGUACUCUCUGCUCACCCCGAUCCGAUACGUGCUUAACCCACGUUUCAAUCUCACGAGCCCCAUUCAAUCAGGCCUAUUCUAUAUUGCCCCCGGAUGCGGAUAUCUAGUCGGGACAUUCAUGGGCGGUCGAUGGGCUGAUCACAUUGUGAAGAAAUGGAUUCGCAAGCGUGGAGGUGUCCGUGUACCCGAGGACAGACUCAAGUCUUGUCUCGUGUUUAUCACAUUUGUCAUUCCAGGAUGCAUCCUCGUCUAUGGCUGGACAGUCGAAAAGGCCGUUGGCGGUAUUCCUGUCCCCGUGUUGGCUAUGUUCCUUCAGGGUGUGGGGCAGCUCUUUUGCUUCCCCAGUCUGAACACCUACUGUCUGGACGUGAUGCAGUCUAGUGGUCGAAGCGCAGAGGUUGUAGCGGGAAACUACAUGUUUAGGUAUGUCUUUGCGGCGCUGGGCUCUGGCACCGUUCUUCCUGCCGUGGAAGCUAUCGGCGUUGGGUGGUUCAGUACGAUCAGUGCGAUUUUCUUGGUUGUCUCUGGUCUGUGUGUGUGGGCCACUACUAUCUUUGGUGAUAAGUGGCGGAAUCAAGUUGAUGAGAGGAAUCAACGCAAGGAGCAGAAAAAGGUACAGGAGAAUCAUGUUGAGCGUGAUAUUGAAAAGACUGGGGUUUAA
Messenger RNA from Penicillium cataractarum, 1587 nucleotides. RefSeq names its product putative MFS transporter. The coding region runs from base 1 to 1587 and encodes 528 amino acids. The transcript has 3 exons. NCBI's taxonomy places the organism in Eukaryota, Fungi, Ascomycota, Eurotiomycetes, Eurotiales, Aspergillaceae. The record is from RefSeq and is a predicted model, not a curated record. Gene Ontology annotation, molecular function: transmembrane transporter activity. Gene Ontology annotation, biological process: transmembrane transport.